CUCUACACACUCAACACCGCCAUCAAGGCAAGGCCCCUUCUUCAGGAGGCCGAUAGAACUACUCUUUCAAGACGAUCAUUCUCAACACGCACCUUUGUCCCAUAUCUUCAUGAGCUUGUUGCGUCUCCGUUUUUCAAUACUUUCGAAACAUCUCCAUCUCGCGACUCCUACUCGCGGUUUCUACACCACUACAGCCACUGCGUCAAGUCCACUCCCUCCAUCUUUCGCAGCCUUCGACCGUAUUUCGCGGCCAAAGUCUCCCAUGCCUGCCAUUACACAACGACAACCCCCACUUGGUGAGAUGGGUGUAAAGGAAGUGAAGAGCGCUACAAAUCUACCGUCGUUCGAGUACCCAUCAACAUGCAAAUUUGAGUACAUUCGCAAUACAACCGAGCUAGAUAGGGCUCUCGGUUCGUUACGUGGCACAACAUUCGGCUUUGAUUGUGAGUGGCGUCCGCAACGGCGGAAGAAUAUCACACACAAAGUCUCCAUGAUCCAGAUCACAGACGGGAAGAAGAUACUCUUGAUUCAUCUGCCUCAUAUCAAAAGCGGGUUUCCGACAAGCUUACGAGAAUGGAUCGAGAAUCCAAAUCUACUCAAGGCUGGCGUGAAUAUCCAGGCAGACGGUACGAAGCUUCAUAAAGAUUAUGGAAUCAUGGCAGAGGGUUUGGUAGAGCUCAGCUGGGUGGCCCGGUCGGCAUACACCGAGCCAGGCUAUUACAAUCGAGGUGUCGGAAUGAUCUCACUUGCCGAGCUGACGGAGAAACAUCUUGGGUGUACAGUAUCGAAGGACUCUUCCACAAGGUGUGGAAACUGGGAAUCACUUAGUCUGCCGGGAAAGAUGCUGAAAUAUGCCGCGAACGACGUAUAUGCCAGCUGGAAGCUCUACGAAGUGUUGGCAACCCGGGUGGGAGAGCAAUCUGAAAUAGAUGCAGUGGAGAGGGAGAUCAAGGUUGUGAGCAUAAGGGAAGUGCUCGCGAAGAAGGCAGAGCUCGAGGCUGAAAGAGAAUUCGAAAUGACUGCUGCAGGAAAGGUCUGACUGCUAAUACCGUAAUGAGGCACGUGUGCAUGUUCUCAUAAGCACAAAAUGUGCUUGUCGUCAGCACUUGGCGUAACAACGAGUAACAGAGUGGUGCGGUGCGAUGCGAUGCGAACCCUUUCGGAUUGCCCAUGACACGACCGGCGGAGUGAGCUCGAGCUCAUUGAUACCCAUGAAUACUGCAGUGCUGGAUGCUGCUUAGUGUUCUCGGAUGAACAAAGAAGUUGGUGGUGUUAAAAUAUAUUCAGUCAAAGGAUGCCACUGUAGCUACUGCAACCCUCAUAAUGAUAUGUCCCUU
Molecule: messenger RNA, 1337 nt
Organism: Saitoella complicata NRRL Y-17804
Lineage: Eukaryota; Fungi; Ascomycota; Saitoellomycetes; Saitoellales; Saitoellaceae
Product: ribonuclease H-like protein
Exons: 1
Coding region: 110-1039 (309 amino acids)
Biological process (GO): nucleobase-containing compound metabolic process
Cellular component (GO): cytoplasm; nucleus
Molecular function (GO): 3'-5' exonuclease activity; nucleic acid binding
Source: RefSeq, a predicted model, not a curated record